GUUUCUACACAAGGUCACAAACCUUUAUAAUGACCAUGGCCACACCCCCUCACCCUCCAGCUGACCAUGUGACCUGUGAGAUGCAUCCAGGUCUUUAAAAGGUGCUCGUUCCCGAGACAGACACAGACGACAAGAGUCACAGCCACAGGAUGUUCGGCUCUGUGCUGCUCUGCUGGUGCUCCUUCACACUGCUGCGUUUCUCUUCCUCUCUGGUUCAUGGAAACAUCCAGCUGGAAGAUGGUCCGCCUGCUGCCCGCCGUGCCGAACCCUCAUAUCUGUCGGAAAUGGACCGAAGCCACGCCCCCGAUCCCGUGCAUGACCCUGUCCUCCUACCCAUUGACUCGGUGGAGGAUCACUUCCUGAUGGACGCAGGGUCCUACGAUGAGGACUCAUCAGCAGCCUUACAGCUGCAGGGUCGGGCCAUGCGUUCACCUCGUCGAUGCAUCCCCCACCAACAGUCCUGUCUGGGUUACCCUCUGCCCUGCUGUGACCCCUGUGACACCUGCUACUGUCGCUUCUUCAAUGCCAUCUGCUACUGCCGCCGAGUCGGCCACACCUGCCCGCCCCGACGCACCUGAUGAUGCACCUGACGACACACCCGACAACGCACUUGACAGUGAGGUGUUGAGAGGAGACAUGUAAACAGAAACCUAUUGAUACUUUCUGUUACAUGUUGGAUAGAUGUGCUCUAAUAAAUGACUGUUGAGGAAAAUAUAUUUUCAGAUGUUUAAAGUGUUUCUUGAAUAAAGGACAACAUGAUAACAAUAAUUCUGAUUAAUUAAAUAAAAAUGAGAGAUGUGUUCACUGAGCUUUAAUGUGUUGCUGCAUUUUAGUAAAGCACAAGUUUCCUCUGCUUCAGUCUUUCUUAUGUUAUAAAAAGUACCAGAAAAUCAAAUUUGAGUAAAAGAUAUUCUGUAAAAUAUAGACUUCAGUAAAAGUGAGGUCAUUUGAAUCCAUUGUAGUUUCUGUCUUCAUCAAAGGUGUCAGUGUGUAGUUUGUUAAUAAAAGAAUCUGUGGAGGCGAGGCUGGGUGGACUGA
Acanthopagrus latus (yellowfin seabream) is the source of this 1038-nucleotide messenger RNA. RefSeq names its product agouti related neuropeptide. Gene Ontology annotation, cellular component: extracellular region. Lineage: Eukaryota; Metazoa; Chordata; Actinopteri; Spariformes; Sparidae. The coding region runs from base 150 to 578 and encodes 142 amino acids. The transcript is spliced from 4 exons. Gene Ontology annotation, biological process: positive regulation of feeding behavior; adult feeding behavior; hormone-mediated signaling pathway. The record is from RefSeq and is a predicted model, not a curated record. Gene Ontology annotation, molecular function: type 1 melanocortin receptor binding; neuropeptide hormone activity.